This is a messenger RNA of Hyalella azteca, 1071 nucleotides long. RefSeq names its product dnaJ homolog subfamily C member 16-like. NCBI's taxonomy places the organism in Eukaryota, Metazoa, Arthropoda, Malacostraca, Amphipoda, Hyalellidae. The transcript is spliced from 5 exons. Bases 1 to 1071 code for a protein of 356 amino acids. The record is from RefSeq and is a predicted model, not a curated record. Gene Ontology annotation, molecular function: oxidoreductase activity, acting on the CH-CH group of donors.
AUGCAGAACCAAGUGGCGUACGACUGCGUGCAGAUGCACGGAGGCUGGGGAUAUAUGACCGAGUAUCCCAUCAGCAAGGCGUAUGUGCAAAUAGGUCUGCGGUCAACGGAGGCCGUGGUGUCGCGGUACGCAGUGUCCACCAAGGUGGACACCCUCUUGGUGUUCCGGGAGGACGCGUCCACCCCCGCCGCGUCGGUGGCCAUGGCCGACCUGCCCUACGCCACCAUGCGGGACGUCUUCUCCACGCACCAGUUCCUCAUGCUGCCGCGACUGUCUUCACAGUCUGUAUUCGAGGGGCUGUGCCCGGUCUCGGUCUCGCGGACUCGACGCCACUUCUGCGCGGUGUUGUUCACGGAGAACUCGGCGCGGGACGAUGAGGCGCGCGCUGCGCUGCGCCAGUACGCGCUCGAGCGUCAGCCGUCGCACGCCACGCGCGGACGCCCCGACCACCACAGCCAGCGCGCCGACAUGCGGCACCGACACCUCGUCAACUACGCCUACAUCUUCCAGGAAAAACAGGCGCAUUUCGUCAACGCGCUCGUUGGUGUGUCGGCCUCGCCUUCUGAAGUUCACCAGCACGUAGCCAUCCUGUGGCGUUCAGACAGUCGUCGUAUCAAGUUCACAUGGGUGCCUAAAAGCUGGCAACCUGAUGACGACAGCGACAAUGUACACUCGUCACCAGAACACGCUUACUUGCGCUACAAUACGUCGAGCUCUGUGUUAACUGCGUCCAUUGAACGUCUCUUAACGACCGACGCUGCGUUGCCGUACGAGACAGAACUCCAGGAGCUGUUCGACGAACACGCCAACUGUAUUUUGUGGCGCAUCCUGACGCGGCUCUCACACUGGCAUGAGGCGCUCUGGCAGAGUCUCAGUAAAGGCGACCUCUACGUUGUGUUCUCUAUGAUGGCGACAGUUGUUCUCAUCGUUGGUAUUGGCUUCCUCAUGCACUAUAAAGUGUGGGUAUACGCAUUAACAGAUGGGCUGGGAGGUGGCAAAGAAGGCGAUGACGCGCGACUGCUGCCGUGUAAUCAAGACUCCAACAUGACAUCACUCCACUCGGCUCAGUAA